Molecule: messenger RNA, 1813 nt
Organism: Coccidioides posadasii C735 delta SOWgp
Lineage: Eukaryota; Fungi; Ascomycota; Eurotiomycetes; Onygenales; Onygenaceae
Cellular component (GO): intracellular anatomical structure
Molecular function (GO): oxidoreductase activity, acting on NAD(P)H, oxygen as acceptor
Source: RefSeq, a predicted model, not a curated record
CCUUCUCCCUUUCAGCUCCUCCAUCCCUCCCCUAGUCGUCGCAAACUCGGAGAAGGAAUCUUCUUCUUUCUUCACUUAACCUUUUGAUUCUCGCGCUUCUUUGCUAGCUUUGACUCAAAAACUUUUGUGUCCCUGAGGUCGAAACUCUGAUAUCUGGCCCUGGUUCUUGGAUUGGCUUUCUCCCAUAACCACCCCUUCUUCCCUGCUUUCAAAAGGACUGGCUGCGUGAGUGUCCUGGCCGCUGAGAUCAUUCAACAUCGUAUCGUACCAUUCAAGCCCGUACACUCAUCGCCCUCUUCUUCUCAAUUGCUCUGAUUUUGACUGUUUUUUUAAAUUUUUUUUUUUUUUGUUUUUUUUUUCAAUGCUAGGAGUGUCGAUCCUAGCCUUCCAGCGGACAUAAAAGCUCUGGCCCUCACUUAUCGAAAAGAGCCCCUCCAGAUUUUCCACAACCACCACCGGGAAUGUUCCCAGUUUCAGUCUCUCGCCAUGUAUCCCAUGGUUUGAGGACUGCUUUUCCCCGAAAACUCACCAUCACAAUCCCAACAACCCGUCUAACCCCCGUCUCAACCCGCUUCAUCUCUUCUACCCCCUCCCUCUACGAUUCCAACAAAAACCCGCCAAAUAACAGCAAGAAGUAUCCCUCUGAGUCAUCCUCUGCAGCUGCCAGUGUCGAGGAAGCCACUGAACAUGAAGGCCGCUACGCUCGCACGGACGAAAGCGUUCGCGUGGAAUAUCCCCCAGACGAUGAGAUGCCCCCUACUCCUGUAGUCCAAGGCCGCGGAGGAAGGCAUUUCAAGCGAACAUUGGCGUCAUACUCGCUGGAGGACCGUGUCUCGGUGGUCACCGGUGGAGCAAGAGGACUGGGAUUGGUCAUGGGACAAGCGCUGGUGGCGUCCGGUUCGGAUUUGGCAAUUGUGGACUUGAACAUCCAAGAGGCGCAAGAACAGGCCAAGAACAUGCUCGCCCAGUUCCAAGCUGAGAAUCCAGGUCUCGACGAAAGAUCGCUUCCUAAAAUCACCGCCCAUCAGGCCGACGUCGGCAACCCAGAUUCUGUGGAUAGCAGCGUCGCGGAGAUCCUCAAGGAGCACGGCCGUAUCGAUCAUCUGGUCACAUCUGCGGGGUUCACUGAAAACUUUGACGCCGUGUCCUACCCGCAUGAUCGCAUGCAGAAACUCUGGUCCGUCAACGUUGAUGGGUCAUAUCUUUUUGCAGUUGCUGUUGCCAAACAUCUGAUGGCUCGCAAGUCGCCUGGCAGCAUUGUGUUCAUUGGAAGCAUGUCUGGUGCCAUUGUUAACGUGCCUCAGCCACAAGCGCCGUACAAUGCUGCAAAGGCUGCGAUAAGGCACUUGGCUGCUUCCUUGGCAGUUGAAUGGGCAAGUGUGGGAAUCAGAGUGAACUGUAUCAGUCCAGGAUACAUGUUGACUGCCCUGACCCGCAAGAUUCUUGACGACAACCCUGAUCUCAAAGAGAAGUGGACCUCCCUCAUUCCACAAGGCAAAAUGGGUACACCUGAAGACCUCAUGGGCCCAGUGACGUUCUUAUUGAGUGAUGCGAGCAAAUAUGUUACUGGGGCAGAUUUGAGGGUUGAUGGCGGGUACACUUUGACAUAAAGUCAAUAAAUGCCCACUCAAAUCACCCACCCCUUUUCCCUUCGAGUCCAAGUUUUCUCAGUCGGUUAGGUCUAUUGAAGGGAUGGUAUUGUAACAUUGGCAUUGGUGUUAGGUUGUUUGAACAUGGGUGUGGAUAUUCAGCUAGACUAGGGGGUUUUUUUGCUUCCUUCAUAGAACACUCGUAUCGUCCUCACAGACUUAAA